AUGGGUAUCAAACAACUCUACUCAAUCAUCAGCGAGAAUGCCCCCGAUGCUGUCAAGACGGGCGAAAUCAAGAACCAUUUCGGCCGGAAGGUCGCGAUAGAUGCCUCCAUGAGCAUCUACAGCUUCCUCAUUGCCGUGCGCUCCGACGGCCAACAACUCAUGAACGAAUCCGGCGAAACUACAUCCCACCUCAUGGGCCUCUUCUACCGCACCCUCCGCAUGGUCGACAACGGCAUAAAGCCACUCUACGUGUUCGACGGCGCGCCUCCGAAGCUCAAGUCCGGCGAGUUGGCCAAGCGGUUCCAGCGCAAGACGGAGGCACAGGCAGCACAGGAGGAAGCAAAGGAGACGGGUACUGCAGAGGACAUCGAGAAGUUUGCGAGACGGACGGUGAGAGUCACUCGGGAGCACAACGAGGAGUGCCGAAGGUUGCUCAAGCUUAUGGGCAUUCCGUAUAUCGUGGCGCCGACGGAGGCUGAGGCGCAGUGUGCGGUGCUAGCGAGGGGUGGGAAGGUGUAUGCCGCGGCGAGUGAGGACAUGGAUACUUUGACUUUCAACGCGCCGAUCUUACUCCGACAUCUCACGUUCAGCGAGCAGCGGAAAGAGCCGAUUCUGGAGAUCCACCUCGAUAAGGUGCUGGAGGGGCUGGACAUGAAGCGAGAGCAGUUUGUCGACCUCUGCAUCCUCCUCGGCUGCGACUACGUCGACCCCAUCAAAGGCGUCGGCCCCUCCACCGCCCUCAAACUCAUCCGCGAGCACGGCACCCUCGAAAAUGUCUACGAACACAUGAAGACCAACUCGAAAUACACCAUCCCCGAAGACUGGCCCUUCGCCGACGCACGCGCCCUCUUCCUCGAGCCCGACGUCCGCCCCGCAGACGACCCCGAAUGCGACUUCAAGUGGGAAGCGCCCGACGUCGAAGGCCUCGUCAAGUUCCUCGUCGAGGAGAAGCACUUCAAUGAGGACCGCGUGCGGAGCGGCGCGAGCAAGCUGCAGAAGAAUCUUAAGACUGCGCAGCAGAGUCGGUUGGAGGGGUUCUUUAAGCCGAUGGAGAAGACGGCGGAGCAGAAGGCGGGGUUGAAGAGGAAGGCGGAGCAGAAGCUGGAGGAGAAGAAGAAGAAGCAGAAGGCGGAUGCGAAGGAGAAGAAGGCGGCUAAGUCGAAGGCGAGGGGUGGGGCGUGA
Messenger RNA from Didymosphaeria variabile, 1182 nucleotides. It is a transcript of the gene FEN1, whose product is annotated as Elongation of fatty acids protein 2. Gene Ontology annotation, molecular function: 5'-3' exonuclease activity; DNA binding; 5'-flap endonuclease activity. The transcript is spliced from 3 exons. The coding region runs from base 1 to 1182 and encodes 393 amino acids. Gene Ontology annotation, cellular component: cytoplasm; nucleus. The record is from RefSeq and is a predicted model, not a curated record. NCBI's taxonomy places the organism in Eukaryota, Fungi, Ascomycota, Dothideomycetes, Pleosporales, Didymosphaeriaceae.